This is a messenger RNA of Andrographis paniculata, 5499 nucleotides long. RefSeq names its product increased DNA methylation 1-like. The transcript is spliced from 17 exons. The record is from RefSeq and is a predicted model, not a curated record. The coding region runs from base 3767 to 5272 and encodes 501 amino acids. NCBI's taxonomy places the organism in Eukaryota, Viridiplantae, Streptophyta, Magnoliopsida, Lamiales, Acanthaceae.
UUGGGAAAGCUUCUUGGAGAAGCUAGAGGGAUGUAUAUGUGUUUUUGUAUAUAUCAUUUUGCCUUGAAAUGAAAUGAAGUAACUUCCCCCUCUGCUCUUCCAUGGUUGAAGGAGAUUUGUGAUAUGGGAGUUGGAAAUAUGGUAUGAGAUAUGGAGCUUUAGGUUUUAAUAUCUACAGUGGUAUCAGAGCAUUCUUCUAUAAGGGACCUACGAGUUGAUUUCAAGAAUUGGGGUUUGAAGAGAGAUGGCUGCAGCAAAUCCUUCAGGUACGGGUCCUCCUAUAUUUGAUGGAGAAAAUUAUUUUAUAUGGGCUAUAAAGAUGAAGACAUAUUUAGAGGCUUAAGUUUAUGGGAUGUUUUUGAAAAUGAAAGAGAGCCUGUUCCACUGAGACAAGAUCUAACCAUAGCUCAAAUGAAGUUUCACGAAGAAGAGAAGGCAAGAAACCAAAGGCUUUAUCAUGCAUCUAUUCAGCUGUGACAGAGUCAGUGUUCACAAGGAUAAUGACUUGCAAGUCCUAAAGAAGCUUGGGACAAAAUGAAGAAUGAGUUUGAAAGGAAUGAAAGAGUAAAAUCUGUGAAAGUUUUAACUCUCAGUAGGAAACUUGAGUUGUUAAAAAUGAAAGAGUGAAUCUGUUAAAGAAUACUCUUCCAAGCUUGUUGAUCUUGUAAAUAGAAUGAGGAUUUUGGGAGAAGAUGUUAGUGAUCAAAAGCUGGUUGAGAAGAUGCUAAUAAGUUUGCCAUCACGAUUUGAAGCUAAAGUGGAUGUUAUUGAAGAGACAUGUGAUUUGAAAACUCUAUCGGUGGCUGAACUUGUUAGCAAAUUACAAGCUCUAGAGCAAAGGGAAAGUUUGCGAGAUGAGGACACGAGUGAAGGGGCUUUCCAAGUUAAGCAAAAGUGGAAGAAGGAUAAGAAACACUGGAGAAGCAUACCGAGCUGAAAUCAAAUGUAAGUAAGGAAAAAGAAAGUCCAAGGGGGGCUGAUAAAAGAGGCCAAUAUCCUUCUUGUAGGUAUUGUGCAAGAACAAAUCAUCUUGAGAAAGAUUGUUGGUUUAAAGGGAAAAUAGCAAUUCAGGGUUGGUUUUGUAAGAAGCAUGGGCAUGUGGAAAGAAGUUGUAAAGCUAAGCAACAACAACAAAAGCAACAACAACGGCUAAAUCCACCACAGCCUGCUCAACAUGCUAAUAUUGUGGAAGAGGGGGAAGAUGAAGGAGAAGCUAACCUUUUUAUGGUCACUCAUAAUGUCAGUAAAUCAAACAAAUAUAUUUGGUUUAUUGAUAGUGGGUGUACCUCACACAUGUCAAGAGAUUAGCGCUUAUUUGUUAAACUUGAUAGAUCUAUAAAGACCAAAGUGAAGAUUUGUAAUGGUGAGAUGUUACAAGCCAAAGGAAAAUGAGACAUAGAGGUGAAGAAAAAAAAAGUGUUUGCCAACUUGGAAAGCAACAUGGAAGCAAGAUACCCAAGUCAGGAGCAUGGAAAGCUGAAAGGAAACUACAACUUGUUCACUCAGAUGUUUGUUGUCCUAUGAAAAAUGAAUCAUGCAAUGGAAAUCAAUAUUUUGUGUUGUUCAUAGAUGACUUGCAAGAAUGACUUAGAUAUACUUCAUGAAGCAAAAAUCCCAAGUGUUUGAAGUGUUCAAAAGAUUUAAAGUGAUGCUUGAAAAUCGAAAUGGCUGUCAGUUGUUAGGCAUUUAAACCGAUAAUGGGACGUAGUAUAAUUCAAGCGCUUUCAACAUUUUUUUUCCAUGAUAAUGGCAUUGAUCAUAAGCUCACAACACCAUAUUCUCCUAAAUAGAAUGGAGUAGUGGAGAGGAGAAAUCAAACUAUUUUUGAAAUGGUGAGAUACAUGCUACUUGAGUUGAAGUUUCCGAAUAAGUUUUGGGCAGAGGCUGCCUCUACUGCUGUCUACCUUCAAAAUAGAUGCUAUACUUCUUCACUAAGAGAUACUACAAUUGAGAGUUGGAGUGGAAGAAAACCAUCUGCAAAGCAUUUAAAAGUUAUUGGAUGCAUGUGUUAUGUGCAUGUUCCAGCUGCUAAAAGAAGCAAAUUGGAGCAGAAAUCACAGCCUGAAAUUUUUCUUACUUAUGCUUUAAGAACCAAAGGUUACCGGGGUUUAUGAUUUGAAGACAAAGAUAGGGAAAAUCAGUCGAGAUGUUGCUGAAAGCUAUUGGAAUUGGGAGUUGCAACAGAUAGAAAGACUGAAGGAACUUGGAGAGAACACAUCAAAUGUUGAUAUUACUAGUUCUACAUUUGAAAUCACUGAUGAUGAUUUAGAUGAAAAUGAAAGCCGAAAAAUGAAAAGCUUGCAAGUGAUAUACGAGAAAUGCAACUUUGCAAUUGAGCCUACAAGCUUUGAAGAAGCUGUGAAGAAUGAAGAUUGGGUUCAAGCAAUGAAAAAUGAGAUUAAUAUGAUUAUAAAAAAUGAAACUUGGGAAUUGGUUACUAAACCAAAAGCAAGGAAUUGAAAGCAAGACUGGUUGUUAAAAGGAUUUGCAUAAGAAACUGGAAUUGAUUAUGGAGAGACUUUUGCCCCCUGUGGCAAGAUUUGAUACCAUUCGAUUACUUAUUGCUUUGGCUGCAAAAGAUGGAUGGGAAUUGUUUCAUUUGGAUGUCAAAUCUGCAUUUCUUAAUGGGCGAAUUGCAAGAAAAAAUUUCUGUUGAACAACCACAAGGAUUCAAAGUUACAGAUAAUGAAGAUCUUGUUCUUAAAUUGAACAAAGCUUUGUACGGAUUAAAACAAGCUCCAAGAGCUUGGUACAAGAAGGUUGAUGAAUUCUUGCAACAAUGGGGAUUUCUCAAAAGCCAUAAUGAUGCUACUUUGUAUAUUAAGAAAGAAAAACAAGAUAAUAUUCUCAUUGUAUCGAUUUACGUUGAUGAUUUGUUGGUAACCGGCAGUGAUGAAAUACAAGUGGCUGAAUUCAAGAAAGAAAUGAAAAGGGCAUUUGAGAUGUCUGAUUUGGGUGAAUUGAAUUAUUUUCUUGGAAUGGAAGUUCUGAAAUUGAAAUAUGAAAUUUUCAUUAGCCAAAAGAAACAUGCUACAGAUUUGUUGAAGCGGUUUUAGAUGUGGAGGAGCAAACCAGUUGAUACCCCUCUUGUUGUUAAUGAGAAACUUUCAAAGGAUGAUGGAGGUGAUAUGGUCAAUGCGUCUAUAUACCGCAGUCUAGUGGGAAGGUUAAUGUACUUGACAACACUAGACCCGAUUUCAUGUAUUCUACAAGGUUGUUGUCAAGGUUUAUGCAUUCACCUAGACAAGUGCAUUUGAGUGUUGCAAAGAGAGUUCUAAGAUAUCUAAAAGGAACGGUUGAUUAUGGAAUUUUCUAUGCAUCUGAUCAGGGACAACAAUUGAUGGGAUUUUCCGAUUCAUAUUGGGCAGAGAGUGUAGAUGACCUGAAAAGUACAUCAGGUUAUGUUUUCACUUUUGGUUCUGGAGUAUUUACUUGGAGUUCGAUAAAGCAGGAUGUGGUUGCCUAAUCCUCAGCUGAAUCAGAGUAUAUAGCGGAAGCCAAUGCUACAAAUCAUAUGAGAUGGUUAACUAAAAUAUUGAAAGAGUUGGGCAUGGAGCAAGGAGGAGUUGUCAAGCUGUUUGUAGAUAACAAAUCAGCCAUUACUAUGUCAAAGAAUCCUGUUUUUCAUGGUAGAACUAAGCACAUUUGUGUUAAGUUUCAUUCAAUUCAUGAAGUUGAAGCUAAUGGUGAAGAGUGUGGUUUAUUGUCGAUUUGAAGAUCAAUUGGCUGAUAUGAUGACAAAGGGACUCCAACGCAACAGAGUGAUAUGGCAAUGAAUGCAAAGUCUCAUAUGCUACAAGACAGGUCUUCAUCUUCGACAGAUUCCUCUGGCUGUCGGCCAAGUGGUAGUGGGACUGGAGCAGUACUAGGCUCUUCAUCUCAACCAAAAGAAGGGAAGCUAACAAGAAAAAAUUUGGGGAUGCAUAAGUCAUUACUUGCAACAGAAGCUAUAGUUCCUAAUGGCACGCAAGUGUGGUAUAUCGUCAAUAGGAGGAAAUUCCUGGAAGGCUCAACACAAGAUGGUGGGAUUUUGUGCAGUUGUUGUAAUUUGGUGGUUACGCACUCACGAUUCGAGGAGCAUGCCGGUUUUAGUCUCCGGAAAAAGGCGUUUAUGGGAAUAUAUACCAAAGAAAAUGUAUCCCUCCAUGAUAUAUGCGUUGAAUAUAUGAAAACUCAAGGAACGGUUCAGAAAGAAUGUGAUACUAUUUGUUGCAUAUGCCAUGGCGGUGGAGAUCUAUUAUCCUGCAAAAGUUGUCCUCGAGGGUUUCACUUAGAUUGUGUUGAACUACCGAGUAUUCCCGAGGAUAAAUGGCAUUGUAGAUAUUGUGAAAAUAGUUUUGGAAUGCGAAAAGAUGGGGUGAGUCGUGUCUAUACAGUUGCUACUCAAAAAUAUCUUGCCACCAGUAAUAAAGAAGGAAAAACACUGGAGAGCGGUAGUAGCAAGGAAGUGUGUGAGGAUGAGCUUUAUUCAUGUGCCAUUUGCAGGGGGCAUGAUUUCGUCAAGAAAGGAUUCACAGACCUGACAGUUAUUAUUUGCGAGCAGUGUGAGAAAGAAUUCCAUGUCGGUUGUCUGAGAAAGGACAGGAAUGAUGAUCUUAAGGAAUUUCCAAAAGACAAAUGGUUCUGUUGUAUGAGUUGCAGUGGUCUUCACUCAAAACUUGAGAACUUAGCUGGGGACAAAGCUCAAAAGCUUCCUCCCGCCAGUUUAGACAUUCUGAGGAGGAAAUCAGAACAGAAAGGAAAGGUGGCUGUAAAAUGGAGUCUUCUUUCCGGAAGCAAUUGUUCUGGAAAAGCGAAAGAAAGGCUUUCCAAUGUUGUUACGCUACUACAUGAGCAAUUCGGUGAAAUAAAACUUAUUGGCAAGGGAAUUGAUCUUGUUCCAGAAAUGGUUUACGGGAAGAGUGUCGAUUACCUCGAUUUCUUUGGGAUGCACUGCAUUGUAUUGACGGUCAAAUCAAAUAUUGUUUGCGCCGGAAUAAUUCGGAUAUUUGGAGAGGACAUUGCAGAGCUUCCGCUGAUUGCAACCAAGGAUGAGGAGAAGAAUAAGGGAUACUGCUCGGUGCUCUUUUCUUGCAUCGAGCAUCUUUUAUCGAAGUUAAAUGUGGAAAGGAUUCUUCUUCCAGCUAUUAGUGAUGCUAAAUCCAUGUGGAUGGAUAGAUAUGGGUUCGAAGUAGUUACUCCGGAACAGUUAGAGAAAUACUUGAAUAACCAUCAAAAGUUAUUGAUGUUGGAAAAUACUACAGUUCUGCAUAAAUCAAUUACCCAGUCCUGAAGAAGCUCGGAGCCCACGUUAUAUUGGGGAAAUUGUGUAAAGUAAUUUGAUGAUAUCCAAGAUGAUAGAAGCACAGAGAAAUGAAGAACCAAAACCCGAAUGAUAAUUAUGUGUCUAAAUUAUAUAUUAUGGCCUCAUUUGGAUUGACUUUUGUUUCUUAUACAUGUUUGUAUUAACUUCUGUACAAAAGCAAAAAUAUCUUUUGCAGAUGAAAUGUUCUUUAUUCA